AUGCGCGAGAGUGUUCCAGACGACGUCGUAGAAGACAUCCUGGGUCACCUACCAGUGAAAUCCUUAACCCGAUUCAGGUGUUUUUCGAAAUCUUGGAACUCCAUCAUCACUGACACCACUUUCAUCAACAAACACUUGAAGCUCAAUCUCAACCAAUCCGAAUCAUCAAUGUCUACAAACACUCACAGUGGGUAUUUGCUAUAUACUACAGAGGAUAAGGAUAGUUCAUCAUCUUCCAAAGAAUUGUGUACGGUUGCUUGCAACAAGGACCGCACACUGACCCAGGUUUCUAGGUUUGAAAUCCCCCCUUUUUUUGACAAGUACAUGAUUGUUGGUUUCUGUAAUGGCUUGUUCUGCCUAGCUAGUCCUGAGAAAGAACUUUGUCACGUUAUUUAUUUGUGGAACCCAAGUAUUAGAAUGUUGAAGAAACUUGUAGCUACUCGCUUUAAUCGCAAGCAUAAUGAAAGAGCCGCUAUUGGAUUUGCUUAUGAUUCUCUGAACAACGACUUCAAGAUUCUUAGAAUUGUGUGUAAUGCGAUGUUCAAUGGAUCAGAAGCUGAAGCAGAGAUUUACACGUUAAGUUCAGAUUCGUGGAGGAAGGUUGUAACAUCAAUGCAGUCCUUAAGAGGGUGUGAAGUGACUGAACCCAAACUUGGGACUAUUUGUUGUGUUUGGGGUCCCUUUUCAUUUUAUAAUGGGGCUCUGCAUGCUUUAGCAUUUACCACCGGCUAUUUAUACAUUUUGUCCUUUGACAUUAGCGAUGAGAGCUUCCAUGAGAUAAUGAUGCCUCGUAAUCACUUAGAUGGCGCGACUAAUUAUUUCAAUAAACUUGCAGUGUACAAGGGAUUGCUGGCUAAUUUUGUUUUUGCUCAUGAUUUUGGCAAUGAGCAUGAUGGGAGGGUCUUAUGCCACGUAUGGGUUAUGGAGGAGUAUGGUGUGCCCGAGUCUUGGACUAGAAAAUUUGUGAUGGAAUGGGCUUGGACGUUUCAUUUCUUUGGCUGCACUAACAAUGGUGAACUUCUCAUUAAGAAUGCCACUGGGCUGGCUUCAAUUGACCCUGAGAAUCAAAAUCAGAACAUUCUUCCAAUUGAAAAUGCUAAUUGGGUGGCUUUCUCAGCUAAUUCAAUGGAGAGCUUGGUUUUACUUGAUCGGGUUUACACAGAUCGAGAGAGUGAGAGAGAGGAGGAAGAGGAGAAGAACUCCAAUGUUUGCUCAAUGGAUGACCUAGGCGGUGCUUUGGGCAGCGGUGGUGGCCUAGGCGGCAGCAGCAGCAGCAGCAGUGGGCUGGACGGCAGUGGCGAUGGCCACAGCAGGGUGACUCUUCUUUAUAGAGCUUUGCCUCUUGGAACUGUUCUUGCUAGCAGAAAUAUAACCACUGAUAUGACCAAGGAUUUUCUUAAUUUAAGGAUGAACACAAUUUACUUUCGUACAAUUAAGACAUAA
Quercus lobata is the source of this 1443-nucleotide messenger RNA. Its product is annotated as F-box/kelch-repeat protein At3g23880-like. The transcript has 3 exons. Gene Ontology annotation, molecular function: protein binding. The record is from RefSeq and is a predicted model, not a curated record. Bases 1 to 1443 code for a protein of 480 amino acids. Lineage: Eukaryota; Viridiplantae; Streptophyta; Magnoliopsida; Fagales; Fagaceae.